AUGCCACAAAACCCGAUACUUGAGGUGGAAGUGUUUGAUGUAUGGGGCAUCGAAUUUAUGGGCCCCUUUGAGCCACCUUCUCACGGAAAUAAAUACAUCUUGGUGCCAGUUGAUUAUGUAUCCAAAUGGGUCGAGGCAAUUGCUUCCCCAACCAAUGAUGCCAAAGUCGUGAUUAAGCUGUUCAAGAGCAUCAUUUUUCCGAGAUAUGGAGUGCCCAGGGUUGUCAUAAGCGAUGGAGGGAGUCACUUCAUCAACAAAGUCUUCGAGAAUUUGCUGAAAAUGUAUGGUGUAAAGCACAAGGUGGCUACUCCCUACCAUCCUCAGACAAGUGGUCAGGUGAAAGUGUCGAACAAGCAGAUAAAGGGGAUCCUCAGGACGAUAGUUGGAGUGACCAAGAAGGACUGGGCAGCCAAGUUAGACGAUGCUCUGUGGGCUUACAGAACCGCCUAUAAGACACCGAUAGGCAGGACCCCUUUCUCACUUCUUUAUGGGAAAUCCUGGCACCUUCCGGUGGAGAUUGAGUACAGGGCACUUUGGGCAAUCAAACUGCUCAACUUCGACAUCAGGUCCGCCCAAGAGAAGAGGGGUUUCGACUUACAUGAGUUGGAAGAGAUCAGGCUAGACGCAUAUGAGAGCUCCAAGAUUUACAAGGAGCGGACUAAGGCGUUUCAUGACAAGAAAAUUUUGCCGAGGGUCUUCAAGGAUGAAGAAUAG
Microthlaspi erraticum is the source of this 714-nucleotide messenger RNA. Lineage: Eukaryota; Viridiplantae; Streptophyta; Magnoliopsida; Brassicales; Brassicaceae. The record is from the annotation of a GenBank genome assembly.